UGCAAAUCGGUGAAGCCGAACCAGGAAGAGCAAAGCACAUCGCUCAGGCAGCCACCGUCCUCUCUCUCUCUCGCUUUCUCUCUACUCCCCUGCUCUCCCCCAGUACGGAGAUCAGUUCAGCCAUCACACCAGUCCAUAACUAUUUCGACGCAUCUCCAGGCACAGUAUGACGGAGUGUGCCCAGUGGUGCAGCAUGUGAUGAUCCACGCUCGGAACGAAGGUUCCCUCAGCCAGAGCCGCAGCACAGGGAGGCGGGAACACUGCCCCCAUAGGCCACAUGGUGAGAUCAUGGGUGGGGCCUGGCUUGAGCGCACGCUGCGAUUCGGCAGGACCUUGAAGAAGCGUAGGACCAAGCGAGGAAGGGGAGGGGUUAAAGAGAUGAGGGAGAAGACGCCGGAACGGAAUAGGAGGCGGGGCAGGAAAUCAUAUCCCUUACGAGGAAGGGGAGGGUCUUCGGAGGAAGAGGGACUUAGCUGUCACGUUUUACUCACCCGGUUGGAGGAGGACAUCCGGGAGCAGGAGGACACCAAUGAGAGGGGGAAUGAUUUGCCUACCCAACCGCUGGUUAAGCCUGAAUCCCGGAUCAAUAAACUGAGCAAAGGAAAAGGCAAAGCCAAGGGGAAACUCCUGGCGAAGAAGAUGAUUCCCAAAAUGAUAUCCAAAACCACCAGUGAUGUGCAGGAGUCGCCGUUUCCAGAGCCGCGUAAGCGACGGCUAGCUUCUCUCAACGCUGAGGCGGUGAACAGUCUACUGUUGGAGAGACCCAACGAGACCAGGUCGGCUGGCAAACAGGCCAGGAGACAGCAGGAGGAGCCCUCCAGCGGUGAGUCAACCCUGGGGACAGAUCCAGCUAGGGGCGGGGUGGCCAGAGGUCCUAAAGCUCAAAGAGCCAGCAGCAGCAAGGCCUCCAUAUUGCACAAGCCUGAACUGUGCCGACGCUCCAAAAAGGCCAAGAAAGUCUCCAAGAAACUGACCAAACCAGAUAGAGGAGAGAAGAAAGAGACUGCGAUGAUGACUCUACAGAUGUUACACACCCCUGCUCCUCGACGGCUAGCCGGACUCAACGCUGCCGCGCUGCUYAAGUUAACGAGCACCUCCGCAACUAGCAAACAGCGAGUGAAACCAACAUCGACUACGACGACCGACUGCAAGACCACGAGCGCCGCAUCAGUUGAUGUGAAGCAGAAGCAACCGCGACUGAAUCUUAAACAGUGCGGCCGCCAGCCUAAGCAGAAGGGAAGGAAGUUGAUUCCAGAACAGGGAGGCUGUUCAGCCUGCAAGAAGUCCAACUUUGAGGCAAAAGUGGAGUGGGAGACUGGAGGUUGCACCCACCGGCUAACCAAACCAGGCUACCAGUCGCGCAGCAUGCUAGCCUACCCGCUGAAGCCUGUCGUCAAAGAGGAGCAGGUUGAGGCAGAGCUGAGCCCGUACUACUGCUGCCCCCCAGAGGGCUCUGUGGAGUACUGCCACCGCCUAGCAUUGUUCCUGGGUCAGAAGGCCUAUGCUGACUCAGAAGAACAACCUUUAAACUCUGCAAUGACCCCUAUGAAGCGGGAGUGCCUGGUGACAUCGCCGUCCGUGGCCCACCCCCACUCCCACGCAGCCCUGACCCUCAGCCCCCACCCCUGCCUCUGCACCGCCGACCCCGCCUGCUUCUCCAGCUACUACGUCCACAUCGCACACCCCGGAGCUCCGUCGACCACCCUCAGCUCGCGACCUCUGAACUUUGGCCCCUCGACAAUGUGUCCCGGCAGGGUGUCUGGGUCCAAGCUGCUGGGUCCUCCGGUGUCCCAUGCCUCGACACUGGCCCACCCUGCUUUCUGUGGCUCAGUGGGCUCGCCCUACUACAGCAAGGCCUGCCGUGUCAGCGGCUACACCUACAGAGCCAUGCAGCCGGUCAACAGCAGGGGGUGCACUUUCUCCACAGGCUGCUCCGAGUUUACACACGGCAUCAAGACAGAGUGUUACUCCUCCCCCAAAGGCGACCACAGCCCCUCCCUCCUGGUCUCCCCCUCCCUCCCACUCUCGGNCCCUCCCUCCCACUCUCGGGCUGCCCCCUCCACACCACCCCCUCCUCCACCCAGGCCAAGCCCCAUCGCCUCACCCCCCUGUCUGACCACAGAGUGCCCCAUGCUAGACUGA
Molecule: messenger RNA, 2142 nt
Organism: Salvelinus sp. IW2-2015
Lineage: Eukaryota; Metazoa; Chordata; Actinopteri; Salmoniformes; Salmonidae
Source: RefSeq, a predicted model, not a curated record